Messenger RNA from Penicillium maclennaniae, 1848 nucleotides. RefSeq names its product flavin monoamine oxidase family protein. The transcript is spliced from 4 exons. Gene Ontology annotation, molecular function: L-amino-acid oxidase activity; polyamine oxidase activity. Gene Ontology annotation, biological process: amino acid catabolic process. Lineage: Eukaryota; Fungi; Ascomycota; Eurotiomycetes; Eurotiales; Aspergillaceae. The record is from RefSeq and is a predicted model, not a curated record. The coding region runs from base 1 to 1848 and encodes 615 amino acids.
AUGAAGGCCUUUCGGCAUAUCCUCCUUGGAUUGGGAAUGUCAGGGCUCGGUUUGGCUAGUGCUGUGCAACGAGGUGAUGAAGUGAUACGGAUUCACUCGCCUGGAGAUGUGACGGCUGACUCGCUGCACAACAUCCAUGUGGAGUUCCUCGACAGCUCCUUUGAAGGUCCUUUACAACUCGUUUACGGUGAAUGCGAAAUGCAGAACUCAUGGCAGAUGCACCAUGAGAUUGGAACCACUCUCCUGGGCCGGUCUUCGCCCAUCAGUGUAUCAUCGCCUAUGCUCAAGCGUCAAAGUAUUGCAGAUGUGGCAGACACAAUGGGACCGUGGUUCGACGGGAUUGCCUACAUGAAGUCCAAGAAAGAGAGCGAGGCAUUCGUCUCCAAAGCCAAGAAUACCUCUGUCGCCAUUGUUGGAGGUGGCAUGUCCGGACUCAUGACGAGCCACCUGCUGUCAUCCGUCGGCAUUCACGAUUGGCACAUCUACGAGUCAUCCGAGCGCACCAGUAUCAGUACCAGGAAAUGGGCCCCAUGCGAUUCCCCCGUCAGCAUCACCUAUGCUGACACCAACGAGACUCUUGAGAUCAUGGAUCACCGAAUGGUUUUCCAGCUUGCCGGCGUCUUGAACGAAAUGAACGCUGACAAGCCGGAUCUCCAAGUCAACUUCAUUCCCUGGAUCCAGAACGGCCCCAAUCUCCCUGCCGAUUCGGGAGGCGUUCGUCUGCCCGACGGUCCACCAUCAUCAAACGCAUCGGCUGUCACUGCUGCGGAAGCUGCUUAUGCCAAUUACACUAAGCUGGAUGACAAGGCUACGAUUCGCGAGAUCGCAACCAACAUGUACCAGGCACACAAGAAAGCUGUUGAAGACGGCAUGUUUCAUUGGUCAGAGGCCGGAUAUAUGCGCUAUGCCCUAGGCUAUAACGCCAACAUCACCGACUACGCCGCCGGGACAACAGACUUCCCAAUCUGGGGAGAUUUCUACGAUGAUGUUUAUUUCGCUGCAACUAAAUGGCGUACCAUCGACAAGGGCCUCGAGUCUCUCCCUCAAGCUUUCUACCCUCACGUCGAAGAUAAGCUUACCCUCAACCGCACCGUGGCAGGACUAGCCUACAACGAAUCAACCGGCAAAGUCGCCGUAACCUGGCGCGACGACCCUCUGCAAAUGGUGCCCGAAAAGUCCAGAGAAUACGAUUAUGCUGUCGUCGCAGCCCCCUUUAGCAAAGUUCGUCUCUGGGAAAUGCCUCGGUACUCAUCCCUUCUCAGCCGAGCAAUCUCAUCCCUAAAUUACGACCCCGCCUGCAAGAUGGCCCUCCUCUAUGAAACUCGCUUCUGGGAACACAUGGAAGAGCCCAUCUUCGGUGGCUGUGGCUCCGUGGACAUUCCCGGCAUCGGCAGCGUCUGCUACCCAUCGUACAACAUGAAUGGCACUGGUCCAGGUGUCAUUCUCGCCUCUUAUAUUUCCGGCACAGAAGCUCGCUCCGCCGUUGCUUUGAACGCCGAGGAGCACGUAGCCCUCGUCCAACGCGCGAUGGUUGAGGUACACGGCGAGAUCGCCGCUGAACAGUUCACGGGCAUCUACGACCGCCAAUGCUGGGAAACUGAUCGUCACCAGAAUGGUGCUUGGUGCGAUCCACUGGUUGGACAGCAGGAGCUUUAUCUGCCUGCUUAUUACCAGACUGAGUUCAAGACUAUCUUCAUUGGCGAGCAUACUAGCUAUACCCAUGCAUGGAUUUUCUCGGCUCUGGAUUCAGCAGUUCGCGGUUCGACGCAGUUGCUGCUUGAUCUUGGGCUAGUGGAUGAGGCGAAGUCUAUCGUUGAGACUUGGAUGGGAAGAUGGAUCAAGCUGUGA